Messenger RNA from Oryctolagus cuniculus (rabbit), 9810 nucleotides. It is a transcript of the gene PLSCR5, whose product is annotated as phospholipid scramblase family member 5. Gene Ontology annotation, cellular component: plasma membrane. The record is from RefSeq and is a predicted model, not a curated record. NCBI's taxonomy places the organism in Eukaryota, Metazoa, Chordata, Mammalia, Lagomorpha, Leporidae. Gene Ontology annotation, biological process: plasma membrane phospholipid scrambling. Gene Ontology annotation, molecular function: phospholipid scramblase activity.
AAUAAUUCUCUUACUGCAUAUAUAUUUACAUAAACUCAUGUAUGCAUGUACAUGUAUAGUGCUCUACAAAUAUGUGUAUGUAAUGUAACUUUUAGGGUUGCAUACUUUUUAUAGUAAAGCCAAAGUGAGAAACAUGAUCAUAGUGAAGUAUACUUAAAGGUGUAUUUUACAGAUCCCUGACCUGUAAGCUGACAUCUUACUCCAUUUCCCAUUCUUUUCCCAUCUGGAGCAUGUCACUUGUUUUUGUUUUGCUUUGCUGUAUAACAAGUAGCAUUUCCUUUAUGUCACUAUAAAAAUUAAAUAAAUAAGCAGUCUCUCUCUCUGUUAUACCUACAGAGACUAUUCUGAAGAGUGUUUCAAAUCUGCCAUUGAGCCAUUAAAUAAUACAGUCCUGAACAACAGUAUAAUUUAGAACGGACAGCCCUUAAGAAACAGCUGUGAUAUUUCCUGUAAAAAAAAUAAAAGGCCAUAGGAAAACAGUGAGUGCGCAGAGAUCAUGAUGCUAGUGUUUUCCAUAUCUUUUUGGCUGGAACUGAAACAGGAAGAUAAAAGCAGCUGUUCUUUCAGGAAGGACAAGGACAGACCCAUAAGGAUAGGUGGCCAACUCGAGUAAUAAAGAGUAGUCCUCAUUCUGCUGGGGAGGCAGCAGUUGACAGGAGAGGAACACUGAGCACCAUGAAGGUGGAGUUGAGUGACAAGAGCAGCAGGAGAGAAGGUGAGGCCAGCUGUCAGGCAGCAUCAUCUGGCUUUGUGAAUGUAUGGCAUCCAGAUACUUAAAACACCUGAGCAUCCCAUAGAGGAAGGUUUGUGAGCCUCUCCAUGAGGAAGAAUAGGAAAUAUAGAUGGAAGAAAGCAAGACCACAGACAGGUAAAGGCUGGGCUUUCAAAAGAAGAUACCUGUAUUGGUGCCCUCUUUGUCAGCACAGAAGAUAGAUGACCAAGGGAAAUUAACAGGCAGUGUCUGCAUUUCAGCAAUAUCCUUGCAGGGCCAGGAGACCUGAAAAUCUCCCUUGUAAAUUAAAUAUGGAAAUAGCCUAUCAGUCAGUCAUAUGGCCAUGGUUGGCUUUAUGUAGAUCAACUAUGUUUGAUCCACUUAAAGCUUUAUUUUUAUUUCAAUAAAAUUAAUGGGCCAAUAGGUCAGUGCCGCUGCUCAUUAGGCUAACCCUCCACCUGUGGCGCCGGCACUCCAGGUUCUAGUCCCGGUUGGGGCACCAGUUCUGUCCUGGUUGCCCCUCUUCCAGUCCAGCUCUCUGCUGUGGCCCAGGAAAGCAGUGGAGGAUGGCCCAAGUGCUUGGGCCCUGCACCCGCAUGGGAGACCAGGAGAAGCACCUGGCUCCUGGCUUCGGAUCAGCGCAGCACGCCGGCUGUAGCAGCCAUUUUGGGGGUGAACCAAUGGAAGGAAGACCUUUCUCUCUGUCUCUCUCUCUCCUUGUCUAACUCUGCCUGUCAAAAAAAAAAGUAAUGGGCCAAUUAAGACCACAAUUUAAAAUAUCUUGCUUGGUAUGCUUGGUAGUGUUAAUAAUGUAAUUUCUCUGGACUACAGUUGAUUGUGACAAACCUUAAGACAUUUAGUGAACAUACAAUUUAAUUUAAAAUGCUGAUCAUAUGUAUACAUUUGUCUGAAAAAUUAAACAGUAAAUAUUGCAGGUUUUUUGAAUCCUCCCAAAAUUUUUGAAAACUAUUUUUGCCAUAUAGUAGCUAACAUAAAUUUCCAGCCAUCUACAGCCUGCCAGGCCAAUUUGAUCAUUUCUACCUGCUAUCUAUACCUUCUGAGGCUGCUUAACUAUUUUUAGAAGUAGUGUUGCUGAUAGUGCAAUAUAGCCUACAAGUUCAACCUCUGCCAAGCAUGUCAUCCAGGGCAAUUGACUUGGUGAGAAAAACCUUCCUGGUCACCUGGGCAGAUGUGUUUAGAAAGAAAUAUGAGCUGUCUAGUUAAGGUUACAGUGCUAUUUUUAGUAGGCAAUGAGGUUAAAUACCAACUGUACAGCUGACUAACUUUGUGAGGUUAUUGAAGGUUUGUGUUUACAAAUGCAAGUCACUGAAGUUCAUUUUUACAAUGAAAAUAAAGAUGUACUGAUACACACAAAUAGCAGGCAUCAGCCCUCUUCUUGUUGGUUUCUUUUAGGGGGGAAAGAGUGGAAAGAAACGCUGAGAGAAAAAGAACGAAAUUCAGACAUUUUCAACAUUUAAAGAAUUAUUCUUAGAACUGUCAAAAACUUAUGCAUGAUAGGAUGUUUUAUCACAGACUCUGGUACAGGACACUUCAGAGGAAUUAGAAAACUGCCAACAGAAUAUUUCUUAUGGGAGAGUGAAUGAGAAAGUGUAUGUUCAAAAAUAGAAAGCAAUGAAAUGGAAAUACUCCUAAAAUGAGUGUCGCGUCCCUUCCUUUCUAGCUUUCCUUAUUUUAAAAUUGUUCCUUCAGUCACCAAGUUACUUGAUGGCUUCUAAGCAGUAUUUAUCUUUGGUGAUCGAUAGCUUCAUCUCCCCCUGUUGUCCAAACUGAAAACAUCCAGCCUUCUAGAAACCGCCAGGCAUUGCCCUCCUCUGUUAUUUGUAAGCUGACAUGAGGUAGACAGACACCUUCUGAAGUUUUAUGCAUGCUGUUUUCUCUCCUUGCUACAAGAAAAGCCUUUUCUUUUAACCUGGCUGCCUUUGAAGAACUGGCUCAGACAUCUUCAUGGCCUCUAAAGAUGCACACAACCAAAGAAGUAGAGGUCAGCCCGGCUUUCUUCCUGGAGCUCCAGAUCCAGACCAAAGCUUCCGUGCCUCGUCAUCCGAUCCAGGGAAUCAAGUAUGGCAGCAAGGUGUUCCUUCACCAAGUAAUUUCCUGCCAGCCAUCAGUUUUCCUCCUGGUCUAGAAUAUUUAAGCCAGUUAGACCUGAUCAUUAUACACCAGCAGGUGGAGCUUCUUGGAAUGAUACUCGGUACUGAGACCUCCAACAAAUAUGAAAUUAAAAACAGCUUCGGACAAAGAAUUUACUUUGCAGUGGAGGAAAGCAUCUGCUUUAAUCGUACUUUCUGUUCCACACUGCGAUCUUGCACCCUGAGGAUCACAGAUAACUCUGGUCGAGAGGUGAUUACAGUAAACAGGCCCUUGAGGUGUAACAGCUGCUGGUGCCCUUGCUACCUACAAGAGUUAGAAAUUGAAGCCCCUCCUGGUACCAUAGUCGGUUAUGUUGCACAGAAGUGGGACCCUUUUCUGCCUAAAUUCACGAUUCAAAAUGCAAACAAAGAAGAUAUUUUGAGAAUUGUUGGUCCUUGUACAACAUGUGGCUGUUUUGGCGAUGUGGAUUUUGAGGUGAAAACCAUUAAUGAGAAGCUUACAAUUGGGAAGAUUUCUAAGUACUGGUCAGGAUUUGUAAAUAACGUCUUCACAAAUGCUGACAACUUUGGAAUUCAUGUUCCUGCAGACCUAGAUGUGAGGGUCAAAGCGGCGAUGAUCGGUGCUUGUUUUCUCUUUGAUUUUAUGUUCUUUGAACAUUCACUGGCUGGAUUAUAACAAGCAAGAUGACGAAAACAAUAAAAUAUGCAGAACAUAUUCCAAAAUCCCUUGGGCACUGGAUUUCAUUUCUGAAUGACUUGGGUAUUUGCUUUUUUGUAACAAAAUGUUAAUUAUUAUAUUUAUUAAAACAUGACUUAAUGAGGCAAUUAUCUAGUUGUGAAUGCAUGAUAGCUAAAUACAUGAUUACUGGUCUGAGCAUAAGGUUGCUUUGAGAGAUUACCAUUCUUUCUUUUCAUCCUUUUGAAGUUAUUGCAAUAGUAAGCAUGAAAGAUGAGAACUGAGGCUUGCAGCAUCACUGAUGAAAAUUCAAUGUUUAGAGAACACUUUGAAGUUUUUCUGGUACUGAGUCUGGUUACUAAUCAAAAGGACUGAAUUUCUGAAAUAUAUUUUCAAAAGAUGUCUUUUUUACUUUGUUUAUUAAUUUUCCUAUUGUACUGAGAUUUUUUUACUUUACAUAUGAAAACUUAAAAGUUGGGUAAAUAGUAUAGCUAAAGAUGAAGAGGAUUAGAUGAUAUCAAUUCAUUUUAGUGGCAAGAGGCACAGUUACAUUAUAUAAGAAAGCUAAUACCUACCAACCAAAUCAUGCUUUAAAUACUGACUCUUCUUGGAUAUUUAAAUAAGUAUAUAAAUAGACUUUUAAGUUAGCAAAUCCCAUUAUCUAGCAAAAAAGUUAUUUAUUUGCAGCAAAAUUUAAUAAAUUAACGGGUGUAAACUCAAAAAAAAAGAAAUUAAAUGGGCAACUCUAAGACUUAAAAACAUGCAAAUCAAACAAAUAAAGCCUUAAUCCAUGAGCAAAUGCAGAAGUAAAGGAGUAUAGUAAAUUCAGUUAGUUACUACUUCUUGAAUGUUUUUGGAGUCCUCCCUCCUAGUUAUGCUACCCUAGCUAUCAACAUAUUUUCUAAGCUUAUACACAGGGUAAAUUUCUUUUUUUAUGAAUGACAAUAUUUAUUCCCCCUUUUCAUUACUUUUUUAAAAAAGAUGUUUUUAUUUAAAAAGCAGAGAAGCAGAGAAGGGGGGUGGAGAGAGAAAGAGAGAUAGAGAGAGGGAGAGGAAGAGGGAGGGAUGGAGUGUGGGGGGAGAGAGAGAGAGAGAAAGAAGCUUCCAUCCACUGGCUCAUACCCCAAAUGACUACAACAGCCAGGUUUGAGUAAGGUCAAAACUAGAAGUCAGGAACUCCAUUUGACUUCAAAGUGGGUGACAGGAGCCCAAGUACUUUGGCAAUCAUCUUAUGGUUCCCAGGCUUAUUAGCAGGAAGCAGGAUCAGAAACAAUAGGAAAGGUACUAUGUGGUAUUUAGGUUCUAAUUUAAAAUAGUACAAACCCUACCCAAAUUUCCAUGCACAUGGAAGUGUUUGAAGAAAUUCCAAGAAACCCUCUGCUUAUAAAAGGGAAUGUAUUCCAAGUACCUGUUAUUAAGUCAAUAGUUGGAAAUUAGGAACCAAUAAUCUCCUAGCAACAGCAUUACUUUGGUUGCUUCCCAAAGAAUCUACAAAUACCUAUUCAGUUCCGGUUUCUAGCAUAAGGGCUUUAUGUUGCAUAAGAUUAAAAGGAAAGAACCUCUUCCCCAUUUUCUGGUUCAGUUUCCCUUAGCAUUCUUUGUCCUUGCUGUACACCUCAUCUUUUCUUUUUUUAAUUUCUUUAUUUUAAAAACUGAAAUAUAAUUGAUAUUCAUCUUUUCUGAUAGCUCCUUUCUAUGGCAUGGAAAAUGAUGCAUCGCUUCCAUCAACCACAAAAGAACUAUUUGGAACAGAAUAAGUUCUAAUCCCUAAAAUAAGUAAACAUACAAAAAAAUUUGUAUUUCAAAAUCACACACAACCUUUUACCCAGUCUAUUAUCCAUCUCUUCAGCAUAACUAGUAUCACCCGCAUGUUGGAGCCAUGCAGGCAUGGACGGGAACUCACUCAUCCUGUGAGUGAUGGAAUCACCUGGAACCUGACUUGCUGUCUGGUAGCCAUGCUUCCUACACCUGUAGGCUUGGGCAGGUGUAGUGGCACAAUGGGUUAAGCCUCAGCAUGGGAUGCCUACGUCCUAUUUUGCAUUGCCUGGGUUCCAGUCCUGCCUCUGCUUAUCCAGCUUCUUGUUGACAGGCACCUUGGGAAGCUCCUGGCACCUGGCUUCAAACUGACCCAGCCCAAGCUCAUGUAGGCAUUUGCGGAGUGAAUCAGUCAAUGGAAGAUCGAUCUCUCUCUCUCUCUCUGUCUCUCUCUCUCUCAAAUUAAAAUUGAAAUAAACCUGCAGACUUUCUAAGACUCUUCAGUUUUCCCAUGUUACCUGGCAGAGCUGUGGUGAUCAUUAGGGGAAACUUACCACAUCCUCCACUUCUGCUUAACCCAUUUCAACUAAAGUGUGUCAGAUUUUUGGUCAAUUAUAACAAGCUAAAGGAAAUGACUUUGUUUUUUAAACAAAUAUUUAUUUAUUUAUUUAUUUAUGUGUUUAUUUAUUUGGACAAUAAAAGUAACAUAGAGAGAGAAGAGACACAGAGAGAGAUCUUUCAUCUUCUGGUUCAUUCCCUAAAUGGCCAAAACAGCUGGGGCCCGAACAGGCCAGAGUCAAGAACUGGAACCCAUCUGAGUCUCCCAUGCGGGUGUUUUUCCAGGUGCAUUAUCAGGAAGCUGGAUGGGAAGUGGAGGAACCAGGACUCCUCUGGUGCUCAUAUGGGAUUCUGGCAUUGUAGGCAGCAGCUUAACCUGCUUCACCACAGCACCAGCCCAGCAAUGACAUCUUUAAAAUGGAUGCUUACUAACUAUGGAAAUGGCCAUCUACAGUGAACGUUUCCUGAGGACUUCUUAAGAACUCUGUCUAGUGUAAAGAAAUGAAAGGAUAACAAAGCAAAAUCAGACAGUAUGUCUGACCCUGUCUGUGGGGAGCAACCGGACUAGACUGAGUUACUGGAAUUAAGACUUAUUCUAUGCAUCUGCUCUCCCACAAUAUGGCGCUGGGAGAGAAGUAAACAGCUUCCACACAGCUGCCUCCAGUUCAACUAAUAAACUGUAGGACUUGCUCCUAAUUGGAGGAGAGCAGCGUACUCGGCGUGUGGGCAGCCGAGUUAGGAUUGGCGGAGGAGGACUAUAAAGGAGGAGAGAAACGGCAUGCACCGGGAACAUCUAAGGGGAACAUCUAAGGGGAACACCUGUGCAGCCCCCGAGAAAGCCGGCCGGCGGUGUGCCGCUCCCCUGCGGAAGUGGGGAAUGUGGCCAGGGGGAACUGCCCUUCCACGGAGGUGGAAGGGAUAGUAGCCAACCCGGGAAGAACCAGCAGCAAACCCGGGGAGGGCCGAGCAGACAGAAAGAACAGCGCAGGGUCCUGUGUUGCUCCUCCACGAAGAGGGGGAGCGACAUAAUGGUGCCGUGACUCGGAUUAGGAAACCUAGCUCGGAUAGGAAACGUGACUCGGAUUAGGAAACCUAGCUCGGAUAGGAAACGUGACUCGGAUUAGGAAACCUAGGGCGGAUAGGAAACUUAGGAGGGAAGAAACGUGACUCGGAUAGGAAACUUAGGACGGAUAUGAAACUUAGGAGGGAAGAAACGGGAAGAACUAGGGAAAAUAUCGGAGAGAGAAACUAGCAAACAGCCUAGGGAAAAGCCGGACGAAAAAGGAGCCGGAAGAAGCUAUUGAAAGCCUAGGCAUAGACUCGAAACAGCCUAGGGAAAAGCCGGACGAAAAAGGAGCCGGAAGAAGCUAUUGAAAGCCUAGGCAUAGACUCGGAUACGGACUACGGGGGGAAGCUGGGAGAAAUCUCUAAGGUCGAAAGCGAAAGUGAAAGCUAGAACAAACAGACUCGGACGCGGACUGUGGGGAGAGGCCAGGAGAAAUGAGGGAGGAAUAUCGUUGGAGGAAAGUUUGGGGAAACAUACCGGGUAGAGAAAAAUGUUAGGGAAAUUGAAGCCGUGGGGGGCAGGCCAAGGCGGACACGAAAGCCACUUUGGGAUUCUCAAGUUAGCCCGGGAAUAGGGGGCGAAAAGUUGAAACCAGAAGCUGAAACGUGAGCCUGGUUGGGAUCCGUCUGAUUAGCCCGGGGAGCAAAGGACGGGGAAGCCAAACCGUGGGGCGGAGACGUACGCUGGGUUGAAUUCGCCAGGCUAGCCCGGGGAACUUAGAUUGAAUGCUAGUGGCGGACACGUAAGCUACGCUGUGUUACUCACGGAAGCCGCCGCGUGCAGAGAGAGCACGGGGCGUGAAUAGAUAGGGAACGGGGCUGGCGCGAGGCCGUGGUUCAGACGCGAAAGGGUUAAGCGCGGAGACCGCGGAGUGUGCGCGCAAAGCCGAGCCGCGCCGAGCCGCGCAGAGCCGCGAAGCCGCACAGAUGAGAGAGGCGCGGGCUGAAGCGGCGCAGAGCCGGGAAGCUGCCGGCAGGGCGAGGCGCCGGGAAGCUGCAGGGAUAAGAGAAAUAGAAGUUUAGAAAUAAAAUGAGAGAAAUAAGAAUGUUGGCAGACAGAAGUAAAAUGGGAGAAAUAGGAAUGCCCGGAGAUAGAGAAAUAGAGAAAUAGAAAGGCCUCCCUACAACACUGCAAUGUGAGAGCUUGGAUUCGGUCUGCCCGAUUAGUGAGGCGAUGAGCACCUGGGCGGCUAGCAGCUUAUGCGCCGCAGGUCACCGAAGACAGGCACGAAUUAACAUCAGUAAGGCCUCCCCACAAAAAGGCAAUGAGAAGGCUUGGAUUCGGUUUGCCUGAUAGGUUUUGUAAGCCCCUGCGGGCAGAGCAGAGCAUGCGCUGCAGGGCACCGAACACAGGCACGCAUCAGCGCCUAAAAACCUCCUCACAAUGGCGAAGAGAGGACCCGGAUUCGGUUUUCCUGAUUGAUAGGACUUGUAAGAGCCUGUGGCAACUCUAGCAAGUAGAGCAGAGUGUGUGCCGCGGGACACCGAAGACAGGCGCGUAUCAACGCCAAAAAAAUAAAAAGAAAGGGGGAUCUGUGGGGAGCAACCGGACUAGACUGAGUUACUGGAAUUAAGACUUAUUCUAUGCAUCUGCUCUCCCACAAUAUGGCGCUGGGAGAGAAGUAAACAGCUUCCACACAGCUGCCUCCAGUUCAACUAAUAAACUGUAGGACUUGCUCCUGAUUGGAGGAGAGCAGCGUACUCGGCGUGUGGGCAGCCGAGUUAGGAUUGGCGGAGGAGGACUAUAAAGGAGGAGAGAAACGGCAUGCACCGGGAACAUCUAAGGGGAACAUCUAAGGGGAACACCUGUGCAGCCCCCGAGAAAGCCGGCCGGCGGUGUGCCGCUCCCCUGCGGAAGUGGGGAAUGUGGCCAGGGGGAACUGCCCUUCCACGGAGGUGGAAGGGAUAGUAGCCAACCCGGGAAGAACCAGCAGCAAACCCGGGGAGGGCCGAGCAGACAGAAAGAACAGCGCAGGGUCCUGUGUUGCUCCUCCACGAAGAGGGGGAGCGACACCUGUCCUGCUGCCACACCCUGCACCCCUGCUCUACAUUCCAAUUUUUCUUCCUAAAGAUGAUCCCGCUUUCAUGUUUUGAUUUGAAAAACAAGAGUUUUUGUAACUGAGUCGUAACAGCAAAAGCUAAGACUUUCACCAUGGUCAGGAAUAGAAAAAAGACAUUAUUGGUAAAUGCUGCAUUUUUACAGGACAAACUACUUGGGAGUUUUAAAUGAACCCUAGAACGAUUGGAGGAGCUGGCGGUGGGGCACAGCAGGUUAACGCCUGGACUGAAGUGCCAGCAUCCCAUAUGGGCGCCGGUUGGAGACCCGGCUGCUCCACUUCCAAUCCAGCUCUCUGCUAUGGCCCAUGAAAGCAGUAGAAGAUGGCCCAAGUCCUUGGGACCCUGCACCUGUGUGAGAGACCAGGAAGAAGCUCCUAGCUCCUGGCUUUGGAUGGGCUCAGCUCCGGCUGUUGCGGCCAGUUGGGGAGUGAACCAGCAGAUGGAAGACCUCUCUCUCUUGCUCUCUCUGCCUCUUCUCUCUCUGUGUAACUCUGAAUUUCAAAUAAAUAAAUAAAUCCUUUAAAAAAAAAAAAAAAAAAGAACAAUAUUGGCCGGCGCUGUGGCUCACUAGGCUAAUCCUCCACCUUGUGGCGCCGGCACACCAGGUUCUAAUUCCCAGUCGGGGCACCGGAUUCUGUCCCGGUUGCCCCUCUUCCAGGCCAGCUCUCUGCUGUGGCCUGGGAGUGCAGUGGGGGAUGGCCCAAGUGCUUGGGCCCUGCACCCCAUGGGAGAUCAGGAGAAGCACCUGGCUCCUGGCUUCGGAUCAGCGCGGUGCGCCGGCUACAGCACGCCGGCCGUGGCAGCCAUUGGAGGGUGAACCAACAGCAAAAGGAAGACCUUUCUCUCUGUCUCUCUCUCUUACUGUCCACUCUGCC